This is a messenger RNA of Chrysemys picta bellii (western painted turtle), 1215 nucleotides long. RefSeq names its product transmembrane protein 216 (gene TMEM216). The record is from RefSeq and is a predicted model, not a curated record. Lineage: Eukaryota; Metazoa; Chordata; Testudines; Emydidae. Gene Ontology annotation, biological process: non-motile cilium assembly. Gene Ontology annotation, cellular component: ciliary transition zone.
CGCUCUGGCCCCGCACUUCCGCUUCCCUAGUCCGCGUUGCCGGAAGCGAUGUCGCUGGGUGACAGUUUCCAUGGAGAUGGAAGAUGGCGCCCAGAAGCCGCCAGCUCUCCUCUACACCGCUGGAAAUCCUGCUCUUCCUCAAUGGAUGGUAUUAUGCCACUUACUUCCUCCUGGAGAUCUUCAUAUUCGUCUAUAAAGGGCUGCUGUUACCAUACCCCUCUGCCAACUUGGCCCUGGAUCUGGUCAUGCUCUUCCUCUACCUCGGCAUUGAAGUCACUCGGAUAUUUUUUGGCUCCAAGGGGAACCUGUGCCAGCGGAAGGUGCCGCUCUCCAUCAGCCUGGCCUUGACAUUCCCAGCGGCAGUGAUGGCGGCCUAUUACCUGCUCCUGCAGACCUACGCCCUCCGGCUGGAGGCCAUCCUCAAUGCCAUCCUGCUGCUCUUCUAUGCCGUCGAGCUGCUCCUGGGCAUCCUCACCCUGGCCUCCUUCUCCAGGGUGGACUCAUAUUAAGGCUCCAUCCAGCCUGUUCCAGGCCAGACAAGGCGACGCGUUGCCCCAGCGCCUGGGACUGAGGCCACACAUUCCCUCCCUCCACGACUGGUCUGAUGGCGGCGUCUCAGCCCCUCACAGCAGAGCUAGACCCAGCCACAGCCUCGUUCCACAUCAGCCCCUCCUGGGCAGGAAGCCACCACUGGCGUGCCCAGCAACUUGGAGAGAGACUUUAACUCGCAUCCCAGACCUGGCGCCUCAUGAAGCAGCCAUUCCGUGUGCCCAGGCAUCACUCACCCGCUGCAGGCACCGCCCUCCCCUGCCUGCUGUGCAGUGGGGGAGAGGAGGGGGGGGUAAGAGGGGGAGAGGCUGCUGGGAGCUGACAUGGAUCCCAUUCCGGCCCCUACAGCCAGGGCUUAGAGUUUGUCCGAGCCCACGCAUACAAGGCCAGGUGGCCCCUGGCCCAGACCACACCCCCAUGGAUCAUGCCUGCACCUUCUGUGUCCUCCCAUUUCAGCACGGGGGUGGAGGGGCAGACACCCAGGGCCCCCCUUGUAAGUAUUAAUAAGCUCCUGUCUAUCGCAUGUGUGACUGAUUGAGAGGUGCUUCCACCCGCUCCCCCAGAUUCAGUGUUAUUUGCUGUAGCAGUGACUCGUGGCACUUUUCCCCCUCCUCUCGCAUCCUCCAAAUCAAUACUAUUUUCCAAUAAAUAUUUAUUUUUCUGCUA